Polychytrium aggregatum is the source of this 663-nucleotide messenger RNA. Its product is annotated as polysaccharide lyase family 14 protein. NCBI's taxonomy places the organism in Eukaryota, Fungi, Chytridiomycota, Chytridiomycetes, Polychytriales. The transcript is spliced from 4 exons. The record is from RefSeq and is a predicted model, not a curated record. The annotation marks the transcript as partial.
UACGUCGCAGGCUCAAGGAAUCCAGCACAUGACCCCGUCGGCGGCACUGGGGUGUACUUUGAACCCAUGGACCUGUCGCAGGCGACGACGGUCUCGUUUGAGUUCCAAGUGUUCUUUCCCACGGGCUUCAACUUUGUGCAAGGAGGAAAGCUACCUGGGCUUGUUGGCGUCGCCUCCGACCAGAGCGUUGUGGCAUCUGGAUGCUCUGGAGGCAACGAUGCACUGACAUGCUUCUCUACACGGUUCAUGGCAAGUUUCCGAAUCCAAGGCAAAGGCGAGAUCUACCUCUACGUCGACCAGUCUCUCCAAGCCGACAGCUUCUGCUCCAUCCCACCCUUCACCUACUGCAACUCCGACUACGGCGCCUCCAUCGGCCGAGGCUCGUUCUACUUUGCAACGGGCCAGUGGAACAAGGUCCGCCAGGUGAUCUCGCUCAACAGCUUCCAGGACGACUCGACUCCGAACCAGGACGGCGGCGUGCAGGUGUACUACAACGACAAACUCGCCAUCUCAUAUGACCAGGUCGUCUGGCGCGAGUUUGAGAAUGUGGGCUUCGCGGCGAUCGACUUUGAGACCUUCUUUGGGGGCAGCGAUGACUCGUAUGAUACCCCCGUCAGCCAGUACACGUACUUUAAGGGUCUGAAACUCGAGGUCAUCAACUGA